CGGUCGGGAUGGAGAUCGGUUUGUAGUGAACGCAUUGAAAUCGUAUCCGAACCCAGCAGGAUCGCUGACCCUGACCGGAUCUGUGCAUUGCAACCCGAUGCUACUGGAAGAUUUCACUUGCAUCAUGCUUCAGGUCACAAGAAAGCCCUGGAAUUUGGGGAAGAAUCUUCAGAAACAGAAUGGGAGACAUUGUGUGGGAAUGUCGUUAAUUAACUCAGACUGAGAUGGACAACAAAAUAAAGCUGUUGAAUACCAGAAUCUAAGUUUAGCAGUUUGUUAAGGAAGCAAAAUUACUUUCUGUAUGAGAAAAAUGCUGAGAACUACUCCUGCUGAGAUCCAGAAAGCCAUGAGUGAAAGAGAGGUCAGAUCAAGUUUCAGAGUUUUCAACGGAAUGGUGGUUUGAGCAAGCUAACAAAGGAAAUUUAAAAAACACAAACAUUCAAUCAGCAAACCUGUUUUUCUUCCUUCCAUCAGCAAGAAAAGGAGUUUUUAGUGUUGAAUAUUGCUGUCAUGGCUAUGACCGUUGGAGAGAUGUUGUGGACACUUUGUGCAUUGUCUGUUCUUUUGGGACGGGGUGGUGGCCACAGUAUGUUUGCUUGUGAACCCAUUUCCCUGAGAAUGUGCCGUGACCUGCCUUACAAUAUGACAUUUAUGCCAAAUCUCCUGAAUCACUAUGACCAGCAAACUGCAGCCCUGGCUAUGGAGCCAUUCCAUCCUCUUGUAAACUUGGAAUGUUCCAGGGAUCUACAGCCGUUCCUAUGUGCAAUGUAUGCCCCUGUUUGCACUGAGUAUGGGCGUAUUACACUGCCAUGUCGUAAACUGUGUCAGCGAGCAUAUCUGGAGUGUAAUAAGCUGAUGGAGAUGUUUGGAGUCAUGUGGCCAGAGGAGAUGGAGUGUAUAAAAUUUCCAGACUGUGAUGAAGCCUAUCCACGCCAGACUGACUCUAUUUCAGGUGGUGAUCCCACAGAGGACGCCCCAAUGGCAGUGCAGAGAGACUAUGGUUUUUGGUGCCCACGGGAAUUGAAAAUUGAUCCUGAACUUGGCUAUUCCUUCCUAGGGGUCACAGACUGUUCACCACCCUGUCCUAACAUGUACUUCAGACGUGAAGAACUUUCUUUUGCAAGGUACUUCAUCGGCGUGAUCUCCAUCGUUUGCUUGUCUGCUACACUCUUCACCUUUCUCACAUUCCUUAUUGAUGUGAAGCGAUUCCGCUAUCCAGAACGGCCAAUCAUAUUUUAUGCAGUCUGUUACAUGAUGGUAUCCUUGGUGUUUUUUAUUGGGUUUCUUCUAGAAGACACAGUUGCAUGCAACAGAAAUGAUCCUUCAGUUUAUAAAGCAUCUACAGUGACACAAGGUUCCCACAAUAAGGCAUGUACUAUGCUAUUCAUGAUACUUUACUUCUUCACAAUGGCAGGCAGUGUCUGGUGGGUGAUUCUGACUAUCACGUGGUUUUUGGCUGCUGUUCCCAAAUGGGGCAGUGAAGCCAUAGAGAAGAAAGCACUGCUGUUCCAUGCAAGUGCUUGGGGGAUCCCAGGAACUCUCACGAUCACUCUCCUUGCCAUGAACAAAAUUGAAGGAGACAACAUCAGUGGUGUUUGCUUUGUUGGACUGUAUGACAUUGAUGCACUGCGAUAUUUUGUUUUAGCUCCUCUCUGUCUCUACGUGGUGGUAGGUGUUUCUUUGCUACUGGCAGGUAUAAUAUCUCUGAAUCGUGUAAGGAUUGAAAUCCCACUAGAAAAAGAGAACCAGGACAAGUUGGUGAAGUUUAUGAUCCGUAUUGGUGUAUUCAGUGUUCUCUACCUUGUGCCGCUCCUUGUGGUAAUUGGAUGUUACUUUUAUGAACAAGCAUUUCGUACUGUAUGGGAGACGACAUGGAUUCAGGAACGCUGUCGUGAAUACCAUAUUCCCUGCCCUUACCAGGUUACCCAGGUGAGCCACCCUGAUCUUAUUCUCUUCCUUAUGAAAUAUCUGAUGGCGCUGGUUGUUGGAAUUCCUUCUGUAUUCUGGGUUGGCAGUAAGAAGACCUGCUUUGAAUGGGCCAGCUUCUUCCAUGGACACAAAAAGAAAGAUUCUGUAAAUGAGAGCCGCCAAGUACUGCAGGAACCCGAGUUUGCGCAGUCAUUGUUGAGAGACCCCAACACCCCAAUCAUCCGCAAAUCCCGAGGUACCUCUACGCAAGGAACCUCUACUCAUGCCUCUUCACAGCAGCUUGCCAUUAUGGAUGACCAAAGGAGCAAGGCCGAUAGUGUCCACAGUAAACUCAGCAGUUACCAUGGCAGCCUGCACAGAUCAAGAGAUGGCAGAUAUACACCAUGCAGCUUCAGAGGUUUGGAUGAGCGGUUGGUGCAUGGUAGUCUGCCGAGGCUCAAUGACCAAUCCCGGCAAAGCAGCCAACACCGCCUGAAUGAUCAGUCCCGGCAAAGCAGCAUUAGGGACCUGACAAACCCAGCAACUCAUAUUACGCACGGUACCAGCAUGAACCGGGUCAUUGAGGAAGACUGCACAAGUGCCUAAACAUAACCUCCUUUCCAAGGCAAAAUGAAGGAGGCAAAGGGAAGAUGGGUAAAGCUGUUUACAAAGCAUUUACAAGACAGAAUUUGUUUAGUGGCAGUUGUUACAAUAGGUCAAUGGCAGAUAAAUAGAUAAAGGUCUUGUAAAUUGCAGCUUCAUCUAUUGUCACUAAUGUUGGGAAGGAGGUUUAAAUAGUUACUGACAUAAACAUGAUGAUCUCCUCUUUGGAACAACAAAAGUUUAGAUGUAUUUCAACUGUCACAAUCAAUGUAAAGGCGAGAAAGAAGGAAGUUUUCAAGGUGGCAUCUCAUUCCUAACAGAGAGCUGCUCGUUCUGGCUAUUCUGUAAAACUGGGCGGGUAGGAAGCUUAGAUUCAUCUUCAAGGACAAUAUGAUAUGAUUCAUAAUGUAAAAAAAAAACUUUUUAUAUCUUUGCUGAGACAUCUUUAAAUGAACACGUACAUUUCUUAUGCAAAAUUUGACAUCAUGAAGACACCAUUCUCAUGUCUGGUCAAAAGGAUCAUUGGAACUAUUUUUAUUAACUUUAUGGCAGAGAUGGUAAGAACAUUAAUACAAAAACCUGUCAGUUUUCAGAACUCCCAUCUCCAUGAGAUUAAAUUCUAUUAUUAGAAACUGGAUGCAUGGUAUGAAAGAAACAAUGAAACGAUGUGAUUAAAGUGUAGAUAUAUGUUGCAUUUACUUGAAAUGAGAUAGCUUUUGUAAAGGGGCUAAUGCAAAAUUUUUGUUCAGUCUGUAGUUGUGUCAGGACAUUGCAAUGCUACCUCACAAUGCUCCUUCUAAUAUUUGACAGGAUAGGAAACAGAUGAGGCAGUUUUGCCAAAUAACCAGUUACUACACAGGGGCAGGGAUAAUGGAUAGAGAAAUGGAAUUGUGACCUAAAAUGCAUAUUUGGCAUGAACAUCAAAUGCUGGCCUUGUCAGUGAUGCUCACGUGCCAUGAAAGAAUUUUUAAAAACACGGAACUUGUUAAGGUGGGAUGCAAUAUACAUCCAAGUUAUUGUUAUACCUUGUGAUGGGGAAGCUUAACGAUCUAGAAUAGUAUUGUUUCAACGCCUCUCCCAACACAUGCCAAUGCCCAGCUCAAAGAUAAAAAUAAUGUGGACAAAUGAAUAAUACUGCUGACAGAAAGUAUUCCACCUGAUAAAGCACUCAAGUUUCAUUCCAUGCUUUGGGAAGAAGAUCUAGGCCUACAUUGUUUUAUGAGUUAAGAAGUGUUAAUACUCGAAAUGUUGACUUCUUCACCUCUUGAUACUACCUGGUUUGCUGUGUUCUUCCAGACCCUUGUUUGUAUAAUUUGGAUUCCAGCAUCUGCAGUAUUUUUGUCUCUAACCAGGUUUAUACCAUUGUGAAGUCUCUUCAAAGGAUGCCCACUUUGAAGAGAUUCUCUGCCUCCAUCAGAUGUAAACUCAGUGAGUCCCUUUCUCACUGCCUCACUGCUGUUUCCUCUUCAGCUCUUCAACCACACUGUGAAACAACCCACUACUACAGCCACAUGACCUACCACAGCAACCAUUUCAUCCCUCAAGGCCAACAGGUACAUUUUAAACUCUCAAUAAUUGGACCUACUUUAAAUGCCUUCAUAAACAAUUCUCUCUCUGGAUCCUCCACUCAACCUUCUCUGCAAUGCACCAGCACCUGCAUUCCUUCUCCUCGUUUCACACAACCCCACCCCUCCAAAGUCUCUCUUUCCUAAACUUGUGGAGGACCUCUACUCUUUGACACAGAAACACAUGCUCAACAAAGGGUUUUUCUGUUUAAUCUUGGACAUUAAAAAUUGUAAGUUCACAAGAGUCUCCUCUACUCACCUCCAGUUAGAGAAAUCACUUACCAUUCAAAAGCCAUGCCCUGUUUCUGACCACUUCCUGCCCCCCAUGCUGGCGCUGCCACUACGCACAUGCAGACCUCAUCCAGCACCAGGCCUCUCCAGUGUAACGCCACUUCUGGUUCCAGUUCCAGUCCAGCACCCAGGCCUCUGUAUCCAUUGCAUGGACCCAACCGUCCGUUCUCUACUCUGUACAAUUCCUCAAACGCUGCCUUGGAUUCCGCCAACAAAAGGACUGGUACCUGUCUCAGCUUCCCUAAAACAUGCACCUCCACUCUGGAUUCUUCCUCCCCCCCACCCCAACUCUCCCAUCAGCAUAUGGACACUGAUCACCCAGGGUCACUCCUGGGUCCUCCUGCCCACCUGCAGCUAGCCAACACACCUCUCUUUCCUCAUCUAACCACCCUGACAUACUCCCUGCCCUUCCACCUCUCCUCCCUACUUCAUCUUCCCCACACCCCUCCGCACAUCCAGUCCUCCAUCCCACCACCCUCCCACUUUCCUUUCCCUCCAACGACUGUUCCCACAUCUCCCACCACCACACCGCGUUCAACCCUCACCUAACAUAUGCUAUUACCCUUCCAACACUCUCCUUUAGCCACUUCGAGAACUCUCCAAAACACCAUACUUGAGCCAUGCUACAUAGACACCAUACCCCCCGACCUCAAACUGUCUGAGACCGAACAGUCUGUCCUCAGUAAAGGGCUCCUCAUUUGUGCUCCUCCGCCCCCACCUCAAUGAAUUAGUCCUCACCUACAAUAACUUUUUCUUCAAUUCUUCCCACUUUCUGCAAAUCCUGGGGGUGGUCAUGGGCACUUGCAUGGGCUCUGGCUAUGCCUGCCUUUUUGGUGAUGUUGAACAUGCCCUCUUCAGUACGUACAUGGGUACUGUUCCCUAACUCUUCCACCAUUACAUAGAUGACUGUAUUGGUACUGCAUCCUUCACCCAGGCUGAACUGCAGCAGUUCAUAGUCUUCGCUAACAACUUCCACCCUGCCCUCAAAUUCACUUGGUGUAUCUCAGACACUUCCCUCCCUUUUCUUGACCUCUCAGUAUCCAUUUCUGGCAAUAGUUUAUGUACUGAAAUUUACUAUAAACCCACAUUCCCAUAGCUACCUGGACCGACCUCCUACCAUCUUGUAUCCUGCAAAAACUCCAUCCUGUUUUUCCAAUUUCUCCUUCUCCCUUGCAUCUGGUUUGAUGAGACGUUCCACUCCCAAGAAUCCCUGUUGUCCUCCUCUUUCAAACAAUGCUUUUUUCUCCCCCCCCUAUCAUCCAGACAGCCCUCCACUGCACCUUUUUCAUUCCUUGCUGCACUGCUGUAAACCCCCUACCCCCAACAGCCCUGAAGAAGGGUUAAUACCCAAAACGUUCACUUCACCUCCAGAUGCUGCCUGGCUUGUUGUGUUCUUCCAGCCUCCUGUUUGUCUGCUGUUUUAUGAGUACCAAGAGGUUGCUGCACUUUCAGAGGUACAUUAAUCCUAUAUUCUCCCUUAGUUGUACAAAAAAUAAAAUCCCACAACAAUAUUCUAUAACUAACAUCAUUAAUAUUUCUGAUCAUUGUCAUAUUAAUGUCUGAGAGAUCCUGCUCUUACAUAUUUUGCUAUAUUUCCUACACUACAACAAUGAUUACACUUCAAUUGGCUGUAAAACAUUUGAGGAUGUCCUGAGUCUUUGAAAGGUAUCAAUACAAAUUUCAAAACAGUUUGAUCAGACUCACUACAUUGUAUAAACAUGCAUGGUCUCAUCCCUUUGUAAUCUAGGCUGGAAUAGUGAUGUAUUUAGAGAAUCACAGAAUGCUUACAGCACAGAAAAGCCACUUGCUGUAUCAUGUCCAUGCUGGCUCAGAGUUAGUCAGCAAAUCCCACUCCUUGCGCAUUUCCCCAUAGCCCUGUGUUUCUUCUCAAAUAAUUAUCCAAUUCCCGUUUGAAAAUCACUAUUAAUCUGCUUCCACCAACCAUCAGGAAUACAUUCCAGAUUCUAGCACUCACAUUAAAAGCUUUUCCCCAAUGCCUUUCUAGUUCGUUGUUAGUCACCUUAAAUGUCCUCUGUUUUUCAAUCUUCUACCAACAUGAACACUUUUGUAUAUUAAUUCUUCCUGGAAUUCUCAGGAUUUUGAAUAAAUCUAUGAAAUCUUCUGUCAAUCUUAAAUAAAAGCAAUAAACUGCAAAUGCUGGAAAUCUGAAAUAAACACAUAAAUCAGCAGGUCUGGGAGCAUCUGUGGGGAGAGAAACAGUUUGUUUUGAAUCUGGUAUGACGUCUUCAGAACCUAAUGCUACCAGACCUGCUGAGUUUCUCCUGUAUUUUCUGCAUUUUUUUCUCUCAACCUUGUCCUCAAAAGAGAACAGCCCCAGUUUCACCAGUCUAUCUCCGUAACUGGUCUCUCAUUCCCAGAGUCAUUUUUGUAGGUAUUUUCUGUACCCUCUCGAGUCAUUUCACAUGUUAAAGUUGCUCCUUUUAGAGUUGUAUUCUUUGUAUUGUUGUUUCUUGUCUUUCCACCAAAACUUGUCAUUUCAUACAUCCACAUUAAAUUUCACCUGUCAUUUACCUACCUAUUCCAAUACUGUCGUCUAUGCUUCUUUAUAGUCUGUCAUGAUCCUCCUCAUAGUUCACAAUGCUUCAAAAUUGAUGUGAUUUUCAUAUUUUGAAAAUGUGCCACAUGUAAAUCUAGGUCAUGAAUCCAGAUCAAGAAAAGUUAUGGCCUUAACACUAAGCAAAGUGUACCUUCGACCAGGCUAAAACCAAUUAUUCACUAUUAAUAGAGUCAUAGAGAUGUACAGCAGGGAGACUGACCCUUCGGUCCAACCUGUCCAUGCCGACCAGG
This is a messenger RNA of Chiloscyllium plagiosum (whitespotted bambooshark), 7175 nucleotides long. The record is from RefSeq and is a predicted model, not a curated record. Lineage: Eukaryota; Metazoa; Chordata; Chondrichthyes; Orectolobiformes; Hemiscylliidae.